UAACGGUCAGCUGUCUAUGCAGAACUUUCUUAAACCAAUCUCGGUCUAAGCAGUUUGUUGAAAACGCAGGUAAAAUAAAUAUAUGUUUUACAAACUUAGUUGUGACGACAUGAUGUUUAUGUGUUAGUUUGUUUUUUAUUUUUCUUGGUUAAUAACACGCUACAUUCUAUCAUCUUCGUCUUUAAAUGUGAUUUAUGUAAUGACAAAAACGAAACGCCAGCAAUUAGUUCAGUGCACUCAAGCUGCGUCGAAGCGUGUCAAGUUCGGACAGAGUUCAGUGUUCCUGCUUUUGAUGUGGUGUAACCUACCAGAAUGUCGGAAGCAGUGCCAGCGGCCUUCAGAAGCAUCGCCCAGAAACCUGGGCUGCAGAUCUGGACCAUUGAGAAAAUGAAAAUGGCCCCAGUCCCCGCACAAGCCUAUGGGAAUUUCUUUGAAGGAGACUGCUACAUUGUUCUAUGUGGACGGCAGAGCUCCUCUCAGCUCUCAUUCGAUGUGCAUUACUGGAUCGGGAACCAGUCCUCUCAGGACGAGCAGGGGGCGGCUGCCAUCCUGGUGACCCAGCUGGAUAAUUACCUUGGGGGGAGCCCCAUCCAGUACAGGGAGGUGCAGGACUGCGAGUCAGUCAAAUUCAAGAGUUACUUCAAGAACGGCAUUGUCUAUAAGAAGGGCGGUUUGGCGUCAGGGUUCAAACAAGUCGAGACAAACGUGUACAACAUCAAGCGGCUGCUGCACGUCAAGGGGCGGAAGAAUUUCUCCGCCACGGAGGUUGACGUUUCCUGGAACAGUUUCAAUGUCGGAGAUAUUUUCCUGCUGGACAUGGGCAAGGUGAUUGUCCAGUGGAACGGGCCUGAAAGCAACCGUCCUGAAAGGUUAAAGGGGAUGAUGCUGUCCCAGGAUAUCCGGGACAGGGAGCGAGGUGGGCGCGCUCAGAUUGGCGUCGUUGAUGGAGACAAUGAAGCCGCCUCCCCAGAGCUGAUGAAAAUCAUGACAGCAGUGCUGGGGCAGAGGACAGGGAGCCUCAAGCCAGCUACCCCAGACAACAGACCCGACCUGUAUCAGAAGUCAAAUGUGCGGCUCUACCAUGUUUCAGAUUCAAGUGGAAACUUGGUCGUCCAGGAGAUAGCCACACAGCCACUGACUCAGGAUCUGCUCAACUCUGAUGACUGCUACAUCGUGGAUCAGGGAGGGGUGAAGAUCUUCGUGUGGAAGGGGAAGAACGCUACCACUCAGGAGAGGCAGGCUGCUCUUGGGAGAGCUGAAGGUUUCAUCAAAGCAAAGAACUACCCGUCCACAACCAAUGUGGAAAUCAUGAACGAGGACGCUGAAUCUUCCAUGUUCAAGCAGCUCUUCAAGACAUGGACAGAGAAGGGGCUGACGCAGGGGCUGGGCAAGACCCACGCAGUGGGCAGGAUAGCUAAAGUCGACCAGGUCAAGUUUGAUGUCAUGGAGCUGCAUGCCAGACCUGACCUUGCUGCAAGAGAGAGGAUGGUAGAUGAUGGCUCUGGGAAAGUGGAGGUGUGGAGGAUUGAGGAGCUGGAGCUGAAGAAGGUGGAUCCCAGUACCUAUGGGCAGUUCUAUGGAGGAGACUGUUACCUGGUGCUGUACACAUACUCGCGAGGCCAGAAACCCCACUACAUUCUGUACAUGUGGCAGGGGCUGCAAGCUACUCAAGACGAGAUCACAGCAUCUGCAUACCAGGCUGUGAACCUGGACAACAAAUACAACGGGGAGCCAGUGCAGGUGCGAGUGACCAUGACCAAAGAGCCGCGCCACUUCCUGGCCAUCUUCAAAGGGAAGCUCAUCAUUUACCAGGGCGGUACAGGACGCGGAGGGAAGGCAGCUCAGGACCCUGCUUACAGACUGUUCCAGGUUCGAGGCACUGAUGAAUAUAACACUAAAGCAAGCGAGGUCCCGGCCCGUGCCUCCUCCCUCAACACCAACGACGUGUUUGUACUCAGAGCCGACCACGUCUGCUACCUGUGGUGUGGGAAGGGCUGCAGUGGGGAUGAGCGGGAGAGGGCGAAGAACGUGGCCGACAUAGUCUCCAAACGGGACAAGCAGACUAUCCUGGAGGGACAGGAGCCUGCAGACUUCUGGGUAGCUCUCGGAGGGAAAGCACCCUACUGCAGUGAUAAGAGGUUCCAGGAGGAGAAGCCGCAGCGGGUGCCACGCCUCUUCGAAUGCUCCAAUCAGACGGGCCGCUUCAUGAUGACAGAGGUCUUUGAUUUUGCCCAGGAGGACCUCGAUGAGACGGAUGUGAUGCUUCUGGAUACCUGGGAGGAGAUCUUCCUGUGGAUCGGUAAAGCUGCCAAUGAUGUUGAGAAGAAGGAGUCCCUGACCUCUGCCGCGGAGUACCUGAAGACACACCCGGCGCAGCGAGACCCUGGCACACCCAUCACCACGGUGACACAGGGCCACGAACCACUCACCUUCACUGGCUGGUUCAGCGCCUGGGACCCUCACAAGUGGAGCGAUUCUCGCUCCUAUGAGGACAUAAAGAACAGCUUGGGGGAUGCUUCUGCAAUCUCCCAGAUCACUGUGGAUCUUAACAAGACAGAUCUGAACAGAGGAAAGGGAGGUGCUUCCAAAAGCCCUGCCAGUGGAUAUAGCGCCCCUGGAGGUCCCAGCACUCCAUUAAACACAGCUACAAAGAACAAGCCUCACAGUGUCAAGACAGACAAGACUGAUGGGAGGAGUCCUGCUGCGGCCAAUGGCAGGACCACAGGAUACGACCCAGAGCUGCUCAUCAACAAAACAGCAGAGGAGCUGCCAGAGGGGGUGGACCCCUCCAGGAAAGAGGACUACCUGUCGGAUGCUGACUUUGAGAACCUGCUGGGCACGACCCGUUCCGAAUUCAGCACCAUGCCAGCCUGGAGACAGAAGCAUUUAAAGAAAACAUCUGGCCUUUUCUGAGAGGUGCUACCAAUUCAUAGCCACGCCUCCCACAAGGAAAGUAGCCGCGUGAUUGGGCUACCAUAUGACUCCAUGUUCACUGGGACAGUUCAGGCUUUUCAACUCACAUCGCAAUGCAUUCUGGUACGUUGACUUGUCUUGGGUACCAACAGGACUACAUUUCCCAGAAUGCAUUGGGUGUGAGUUGAAAAGCCUGAACUGUCCCAAACUGCCCUACUGCAGGGUUCCUGGUCCUGGGGAACCCUGUGUCUGCUGGUUUUCAACCCCGGUCCUGGGGAGCCCUGUGUCUGUUGGUUUUCAACCCCGGUCCUGGGGAACCCUGUGUCUCUGCUGGUUUUCAUUCCAGCUGAGUUCUCAAUUACUUGCUCAAACCUUUAAUUGAACUAAUAAUGUGCUUAAUUAGACCUUUUAAUUGUUCUCAGCGCCUAAAAAGUUGCCGAUUUCAAGUUACUUGUAUAGUUAACUUGAAAUCUCCAACCGUUUAAAAGCUGAAAACAAUUAAAAAGGUCUAAUUAAGCUAAUGAAUAGUUCAAUUAAGGGUUUGAUUAAGUAACUGAGAACUCUGUUGGAAUGAAAACCAACAGACACAGCCGCAGUGUACAGAGUCAUAUGGUAACCCUAUGUGUGAAGUGUGUGCGUUACAGAAUGUUGAACGUGUUUUAAAAUGUUUCGAAAAACCAUGAGGUCAAACAAAGAGCUAUAUGUAUUUUACAAGAUAAUGUUUUUAUUGCAGAUAACAAAAAAAAAUCUAUGAGUUAUGCACAUGAAACUGAGCUAAUUGUAUUGUCUAUUUCUUUAACUUUUUCCAAAGAUAUAUUUUGUAAUGUACUUCAGAUUCCCUUUUGGAAAAAGUAAUCCACACUUCUGUUACAGCAAAAAAAAAGAGUUUAUUCAUACACAGCAAAGGGACUCGUUAGAGUAGGUAUUGAUCAAUUAAUUUGGAUGCAAAAUAUUGACGAAUCGAAAAUUUUUAAUCACCACUUAUAUUUUUUAAAUAUUUGAAUACAGCAUUGUAGAGAUCAUUCAUUGCAUUGAUAACAUUGUCUUUAGUGAUUUGAAUACAACAAUGUAUAGAGAUCAUUCAUUGCAUUGAUAGCAUUAUCCUCAGUGAUUUGAGUACAGCAAUGUAUAGAGAUCAUUCAUUGCAUUGAUAACAUUGUCUUUAGUGAUUUGAAUACAACAAUGUAUAGAGAUCAUUCAUUGCAUUGAUAGCGUUAUCCUCAGUGAUUUGAGUACAGCAAUGUAUAGAGAUCAUUCAUUGCAUUGAUAACAUUGUCUUUAGUGAUUUGAAUACAACAAUGUAUAGCGAUCAUUCAUUGCAUUGAUAGCGUUAUCCUCAGUGAUUUGAGUACAGCAAUGUAUAGAGAUCAUUCAUUGCAUUGAUAGCGUUAUCCUCAGUGAUUCUAAACUUCUAAGAUCACUAUUGCUUCUUGUGAUCUGACUGGAUCAUAACAAUGUCUUCUUACAUUCUCUAUUGCAUUGUGUGUUAGUUUGAGACUUUUAUUUAGAUUCUAUUCAAUCAAAUGCCAUUUUUUUAAUUUUUAACUUUCAUGAAAUGUUUUAAGAUCCUAAGAAAUAUUCUUUUACAUGUAGAAAUGUCAGUAGUCAAAAUGUCCCUAAACUGGUAUAGUAAUGUGUGGACAGUAGGAUAUUCAGAAAUGCGGCUAUACUGCGUUUGAGGUCUGUCCACAUAGUUAAAUUUCUCUGUUUGAAAAUAAAUAACAAUUAACAAA
Molecule: messenger RNA, 4646 nt
Organism: Acipenser ruthenus (sterlet)
Lineage: Eukaryota; Metazoa; Chordata; Actinopteri; Acipenseriformes; Acipenseridae
Gene: vill
Product: villin-like
Exons: 20
Coding region: 313-2913 (866 amino acids)
Biological process (GO): actin filament severing; cytoskeleton organization; barbed-end actin filament capping
Cellular component (GO): cytoplasm; actin cytoskeleton
Molecular function (GO): actin filament binding; phosphatidylinositol-4,5-bisphosphate binding
Source: RefSeq, a predicted model, not a curated record